AUGGCAACGCGUCUGACUUCUAAUCAGAAGAUUGUGGGUUCGACCCCCACCGUGAGUGUUUUUUGCUCAACACAACAGAAAUAUAUCCUCACUGACGAUGAACCUUUGGUGACUACAAAUCAUAGCAUCUCAUCCAAUACAUCACUCUAUAUCAUGAAACAGCAAUUAAGAGAGUUUUUUGGUCCUCGUCGCCUGUAUUUUGUAUGUGGAAAGGUGUAUCAAGAUCAAUCUUACGCUAACAGGCUUGUUCAUUGGUUUGUGCUGCGCAAUUUGCCCGUAGUCCCCGUAACUCCAAGAGGCGGAGAAAUACCACUGGCUAAUGGCAAGAAAUCACUCGAAAUCAGCAAAUCCAUCUCAGAUGGACUCAAUGCCUCUGAACUUAAAAAUUCAAUUGAUGGCAUUAGCGUUUGUUUCGUAACCCCACCUCCCAUAACACUUUCCAUACUGCAACAACUGAAGGAAGCAGAAUUACCAGUGCGCAGCGUAUGGUUCCAGCCAGGCUCUUGGAAUAUGGACUGUGUUAAAAGCGCUGAGAACGAUUUGCACAUUGAGGGUUCGAAGGUCAUUAACGACUGUAUUCUGAUGAAUGGACACGCCAAUUACGUCAAGAGCGAACUCACACAAGAGGAUUGA
This is a messenger RNA of Lachancea fermentati, 633 nucleotides long. The record is from the annotation of a GenBank genome assembly. NCBI's taxonomy places the organism in Eukaryota, Fungi, Ascomycota, Saccharomycetes, Saccharomycetales, Saccharomycetaceae.